This is a messenger RNA of Labeo rohita (rohu), 3135 nucleotides long. RefSeq names its product E3 ubiquitin-protein ligase TRIM35. The record is from RefSeq and is a predicted model, not a curated record. Gene Ontology annotation, molecular function: zinc ion binding. Lineage: Eukaryota; Metazoa; Chordata; Actinopteri; Cypriniformes; Cyprinidae. Bases 280 to 1728 code for a protein of 482 amino acids. The transcript has 8 exons.
UCUACAAGUGCACUGAAUGCAUUUUUCUUUUUAAAUUAGCCUGAAGAAAACCUGUUGUUCUUUGACCUGUUUUAACACACCCAAAGAUUAUCAGAAACUCCACCCUCUUACAACACUUACUAGGAAGAGACUGACUUGUUAUUUCUACUUUCUGUAUACCGACAAAACCAAAGAACAAUCAAAGACUUUGAGAAAGACUUUGAAGGACUUUUAAGAUAUAUAUAUUUUUCCCAUUGUUCAGACAGUGAAGUAAAGAUCACUGGAGCUCAAACAUUAAAUAUGGCUUCACUAAAUGUUUCUGCAGAAGAGCUUUCUUGUCCUGUGUGCUGUGAAAUCUUCAAGGAUCCUGUUGUUUUAUCAUGUAGUCACAGUUUCUGUAAGGAGUGUCUUCAACAGUUCUGGGGAAUUAAGGAAACUCAGGGGUGUCCUGUCUGCAGGAGAAGAUCCUCAAAAUGUGAUCCUCCAUGUAAUCGUGUGUUAAAGAACUUGUGUGAGUCAUUCCUGGAGAGAAAUGAGAGGCGUUCAUCAGCAUCUGAGGAGAUCUGUAGUUUACACAGUGAGAAACUCAAACUCUUCUGUCUGGAGGACAAACAGCUGCUGUGUUUAGUGUGCAGAGAUUCACAGAAACAUGAAAAUCACAAAUUCAGACCCAUCAGUGAAGCCGUUUCAACAUAUAAGGAGGAGCUCAAUAUAGCACUAAAGUCCUUACAAGAGAAACUUGAAUGCUAUAAAAACAUUAAAGGAGAAUUUGAGAAAACAGUUCAACACAUGAAGUCUCAAGUUGAGCACACAGAGUGUCAGAUUAAACAGCAGUUUGAGAAGCUUCAUCAGUUUCUCAGAGAUGAAGAAGAAGCUACAAUCACUGCACUGAGGGAGGAAGAGGAGCAGAAGAAGCAGAUGAUGAAGGAGAAGCUGGAGGAGAUCAACAGACACAUCUCAGCUCUUUCACACACAAUCAAAAACACGGAGGAGAUGAUGAAAGCCAAUGACAUCAGUUUUCUAAAGGAGUUUCCAGUCUCAAUGGAAAGAGUCCAGAUCUCACAGCCAGAUCCACAGACGCCUUCUGGAGCUUUGAUUCAUGUGCCGCGUUACUUAAACAACCUGCCUUUCAGAGUCUCCAAGAAGAUGCAGGACAGUUUCCAAAACAGUCAUGUAAUUCUGGAUCCAAACGCUGCAAGUCCAGAUCUCGUCCUGUCUGAUGAUAUUACCAGCUUGAGAUGCAGUGGGAAUGAUCAGCAGCUUCCUGAUAAUCCAGAGAGAUUUGACAGAUCUAUGCUCCACAGCACAGAGAAGACAGAAAAGACCAGCAUCUGCCUGGAAGACAACAACAAAGACUCCUCUUUUUCCCUGGGGAGUAGGACUCGUCCAUCCACUACCAUGUCCUUACUUACAGACAAGCCUCACUCACUACGCUUCAGCUGGAGCAUGAAGACCACAUCUUCCAUGGAGCCAGGCAAGAUGAUGAAGGAGAUUCGGAAGGUUCUCGAUGCCAACAGCUGCGAGUAUGAGCUGCGUGAGCGCUAUGUGCUGUUGUGCAUGGCCGGCAACCCUGCCCAUGAUGACUUUGUGCAGUGGGAGAUGGAGGUGUGCAAGCUGCCCCGCUUAUCACUCAACGGCGUGCGCUUUAAAAGGAUAUCAGGAACAUCCAUUGCCUUCAAGAACAUCGCCUCCAAAAUCGCUAAUGAGCUGAAUCUGACUUGCGCAUGCAUGCUGACUGCAGCAAGCUAGCUUGGAAGAUGAAAAAGGGCUUAUAUGAAAUGAUCAUCGGUAGUGUUGGGUACUGAAACCUGGUGUACCGGACCUAAUCAGAAAGCAGAUGUCUGAUAAUACAAAUCCAACAUCUAUGUAGUAACAUUGGUGUCCAUGUUGUUUUCACAUUUUGACUUAAAAGCACAAAUGAAUGCAGCAAUUACACUUGCUCUGAUGGCAACAGGUAGCCUACUGUUAGCUAACUUACAAUAAACAUGUCUAAAUUAUUAAAACGCCUAAAGCUAAACUUCCUUUGUAAUGACUUGCAAUGGGAAGCGUUUCUAAACCUGUUGAGAACAUUAUAAUGUUUUUUAUUCCACAACACCAGAAGGAUGUGGUAGCAUUACUAUCAUUACUAUCAUUACUAUCCAUAACCUUACAUAUACCUCAAUAGCUUACAAUGAUUCCAGUCAUUACUAGAGAGUUAUCAUGAUCUUCACCUUAGAAUAAUUAUCCAAAUAAAUAGUAAUUCCUUCGGAAGGUUUGGUAUUACCCGAGUUAUUACUAGUGGGUUACAUGAUCUUUACUUUAGAAUUAAUUAUACAUUAUGCAUCAUUAACAUUAAUUAUAAACCUGUAUAUAGUGGUUAUUAGUAGGUUUUUGAGAGAUAUGAAAAAAAUUUAGUUACUGAUUAGCUAAUAGUGAACUACCACUUUCAACUAAACACUAUUACUUACUGUUUCUUUAAUCAGAAUUUCUUGUUAGUCAGUAGUACUAUAAUGUUAAUAGUGCAUUUGUCAUUUGUUCCUGUGUAGUUAUUCACUAAUGGAUGCACAAGUUACACUGUAAAAAACAAUUUGUUGAGUCAUCUUAAAAUAAUUUGUAAACUAGCUGCCUUAAAAUGUUAAGUUCAGUCAACUCAAAAAAUGUUUAUUCAACUUGAAAUGUUAAAUUAUGCUAAGUGACAAUAUAUGCUAAGUGAUAUAUUCGAGUUGAAUCAACUUAAAAUUUUAAGCCAGCUGGGUUAUUCACUAAUGACAGAACAGUAUUCUAAACUGUUACCUUUUAUGAUUUUGUGGCCAGUUUGAAAAGAACAAAUUUUCUAUUUAAACUCUAAUCAUGAUUGAAAAGUGUGUGAUUUGUGUCUCAUUUCAGUCUUGUUUCAGUCUGUCCUUCACCGUCAUCAUCAUCAUCCUCAUCCUCACAGACUUAGAUCAGUCCAGACAGCCUUGUGACUCUCUUCUGUCAGUUGUUAUGCUGGAGUCUCUUGUGAUGAUUGGAUCCGUUCUGAGGUGAAUCAGGCUGGUGUUAAACUGACGAUAUCAGACUCCACAUUUCAGAUAUUAUUCUUAUCAGGACACUGUAUCAUCAGCACUCUGACUACAACACUGCUGGAUUUUUAAGGGACAUUUAUGAUUAUUGUUUACAUUUUUUGUUGUUGUUGUU